This is a messenger RNA of Phyllotreta striolata, 5790 nucleotides long. The record is from the annotation of a GenBank genome assembly. NCBI's taxonomy places the organism in Eukaryota, Metazoa, Arthropoda, Insecta, Coleoptera, Chrysomelidae.
GCCGAAUACAUAAAAUGACCAGGUGUUUCGUGUAUUAUUUGUUUAUUUGUAUAUAUUUUCAUAAUGUGCAUAAUUUGGAUGUUAAUCGAUACUUGGAUAGUACAUUGGGAGUAUUGAAGGAUAUUAAAGGAACUGCUAUCGAUCCUGAGGAUAUUAUCAAAAAUGGUAAAAAUGAAAUUUUAUUAAAACUCUACCAAGAAAACUCCCUACAUGAAAUCAACAGUACUAUAAAAAUGAUUUCGAUGUUUAAUCAAACGCACAUUUUCACUAAAACUGGAAUAUUUUAUUUGAAUAAUAACUUAUCAAUAUUUUCGUACCAAAAUGGCGACAACAUGAAAAAAUUUGAGGAAUUCGAAAAAUUAACAUUAUUCAAGGGCAUCGAGUUUGGUGAAAUCGGUUUUGUGAUAAUUAAUUUCGGAUUUACGGGAGAUUCGUACAUUUAUCAAUUUACGAAUAAUCGCUAUAAUUUGAUUCAAACUUUAUGGACACCUGACGCCAGCGAUGUCCAUUUUUUUAUGAACAAUAAUAAUCUGUAUUUACUCGUUGUAAAUAACAAAGGAGACAGCUUGGUCCAAACAUCGAUAUAUAAGUGGCUAGGGUUUCAUUUUGAUGAAAUUCAAACAGUUUUUACGACUGGAGCAAUAAAAGUCGAAUCUUUUACUACCCGUACUGCAGAAAUUAUUAUUAUUUUACAAGAUAUACCUAACAAAGCAUUGCCGGCAGCGGUGUUUAAAUUUAAUAACGAUGAAAUUAAAAAGAUACAAUUAUUAGAUAUCCACGAAGGAAUGAACUUGGUAACUCAUAUAAACCGGGGGAAAAUAUUCGUUUUAAUAUUUGGUUCAAAUAAAACCAACUUGGUGUAUGUUUGGAAUGGUUACCAGCUGGUUCUUGUAAACAAAUUUCAAACUGAAGAAGCAGUUGCUAAUUUUGGACUAUACAGAGUCAAUAAUAGGUCUCUAUUAGAAAUUCCUCUCGAAAACAACCUACAAAUAUACGAAAUUAACAAUGAAAUCGAAUUAUUACAAAACAUCCAAUAUCAGUCCAAUUUAUCAAAAAUUGCAGAUAUUCUUAUUGCAUACGAUGGAACUACUUAUAUAGCAGGAUUCGAUGACAACAAUGUUACAAAAAUAAUUCGUAUUUCCUUGACAUAUAAUUUUACCAACUCAGAGGAAACAACACCAAGCAGGGAUGUAUUGAGAAACUGUUAUAAAAAUAUGGAAUUUAAGGUAGAUCUCAUAAAUAAAAAACUCGAUUCAAUUAAAAUACCCGAUGGAAACUCUUCCUAUGGAAAAACCGAACAAAACGAUGCUAAAGUCAAACGCGCUGCAGUACAGGAAUCUGUAGGUGACAGUCAAAUUAAAAAUCUGGAAAGCUGGUUUUCCAGAGUCAAUUCGAGUGCAAGUAACUAUAAAUUUGAAAACAACAGCAACAUUACGAUUAAUGGCAAUGUGAUAUUUAAAAAAAUUGUUUCUGCUGCGAAAUUAGAAGGACAUAACAUUUUACUAAAAUCAGUAAAUAAACGAAAGUGGGUACCAGAGCAAUGGUUAAGAUAUGAAAAACCUCAAACAAUAUCAGGACUAUCUAAACUAAAAACAGUGGUAGCAAAUUAUUUUGAAACAUCUCCUCUGGAUCCCUUAUUUAAAGAUUUGUUGUUGAAAAAUAAAAAUCAAGAAUUCACCAAAUUUGUAUCGAUAAAUUCACUUACUGUGCCCAAAAUAUAUCUAAAAACUCUUAACAAUAUUUCUAUGGAGGUCUACUCGGCAGAAAAACUGGGUAAAAUUGAAGGAAUCCACAGACUUAUCAAUUUGAAUGUUGAUCAUAUCAUCACCAGAAUGAGCCAGGAACCAUCUGAUGAAAUUGUAUCCUCACCCAACUUCGAUUUAAAUUCAAAUAUCACCAUAGAGAAUUUAACAGUCGAAACUAUUAAUGGAAUUCGUUGGGAAGAAUUUAAGAACUCGGUAUUUAGAAUUAACCUCACCAAAGAAAUAGAAGGACCCUUGACAUUUUCGGAAAUCAAAACGAAACAUCUGGUUACCAAAAAAAUCAAAGACACCGACGCAAACGAUCUAUUCACAACAACAACGGAUCAAAUAAUCGAAUCAAAUAUGAAAUUUUCUCAUAUUUUCACGAAGGAGCUAAAUGUGGAAACUGUAAAUGGCAUUCGAAUACCUGAAGACGUAGUUCUGCUAAACGAAACCACAACCAUUGAAGGACCAGUAAUAAUGAACAAAGUCGAGGUAUUGGGUAACUGGACCAAAUCAGAAAACAUAUCCUUUUUGAGAGAAAAUAGUGAUAUUGUCGACAAAAUCAAGUCAGAUCAACUACAAAUUUACAGCGGAAACGUAACUAUCAAUGGUAAUUUGUAUGUUCCAAGUUUAUCGUUGUUGCCUGCUGCUAAGUUAAUGGUAUCUGAUAACGAGGUCAAUUCAAAUUUCGGCAACAUUUAUUGGACCAAAAAUACUCACCAGAAAAUUCCCGUUAAUGUAAACUUUCUACAAGGCAUCAGCACCCCGCAUCUCUUGACUAAGGUUUUGAACAACGUCAAAAUAGAUCAGUACAUGUUAAAUAACAAUGCGAAGAACCUAGAAACUGAUUUUGAAUUCGAAAAUGUUACUGUUACCGGCGAUGUUUUACUUAGAGCUGCUUCGCAACACAAACCGAAUUUAGAUGACUUAUUGAAAACUGCUGUGUUAAAUAAUGGAAGUUACAUCAUUCACGGCAAAAAAACCUAUUCGAAUACACUGAAAGUUAAAAAUUUGCAAACGAAUGAAUUGCAAGGAAUUAAAGUGUCUGAAGCUGUAAAUAAGAGAUGGAAUCAAAAUAUUACUGGUACGAAAAUUCUAAAACACCUAAUUGUUAAAAACGGUGCAUUCUUCGACAUUGACGGGCUUGAAACCAUCAAUGAUGUCUCACUGAAAGAAUUCCUUGAAAAAACAAUUUUUAUUGAUCGUCCUGAAAAUAUUUCCCAACUGGAUUUCGAUAGCGUCACCGUUAAUCAUCUUAAAAUCACGAACUUGAACAACCACAACAUUAAAGAUUAUAUUUCAUUCCAACAGAAAUUACAAAAUAUAAGCUCGUUGAAAAAUUUAAUAGUAAAAGGAAACCUCCAAGUUAAUGAUAUGAAAUUAGAAUUUUUAAACGACAUUCCUUUCAGUGUUCUUCUUAAAUUGAGACCCACUACUGAAAAUAAUACAAUUAUAAACGAUGUUGAAUUUGCGGGAAAUAUACAUGUGAAGAACCUAAUAGCUCAAACCAUUAAUGAUAUCGACUGGAAAAAUCUUACAGCUAGAAUUCUGAAUCGGCAUUAUCCUCAAAUAAUUCCAGCUCACUACACUUUCUCUAAUAUAAAAUCGAAAAAUAUAUUCACUAAUAAAAUAAAUGAAGUUAUCGUGGAGGGUCUCAUAGACACAAGCAGCACGUCCUCGCAGAAGAUAUACCAACCAAACGCACCUCUGUUUCUUUCAUCCAUAACUUCAAAAUAUCUAGAAGCGUCUAAAAUAGCACCCUGCUCUUUAGAUGCAAUUAAUGAGCUUUUCAAUGAUCCACCCACGAAAAAUUGGAACGAAAUUUCUAUCAAAGGACAUGUUACUGCUUUAGAUGAUGAGUCCAUUUUGCACAGGUUAUUUGAGAAAACAGUGAAACUGAACUCCAAAAACACCAUACACGCUGAAGUGAAUUUUUCGUCACAUGUUUUGAUUAAAAACGUUCACAUGCAUGGUUUACUUAAUGGCGUGAAUAUUCCUUACUUACUAAAUGAUGCAAUUCUAAAAAAUUCUGCCAAAGAACAGGAAAUCACUGGAAAAAAACAUUUUAAUGCGUUAGUAACGAAAAGCGCAAAUGUACUGGGCAAUGUGGAAACAACAUUUUUGAAUAAUGAAGAUGUCAAUGCUCUUAACAAUGAUAUCGUUGAUAAGAAUGGAGACAAAAUUAUUAAAGGGAAGAAAACAUUUUACGGAGGUGUUCAAGCAAAUCGAUUCAAUAGUAAAACUAUUAAUGGUGUUGAUCCCGAAGAUAUAGUUAAUUUGGACUAUCUUAAACCCAUCCCUGAAGCAACAUUUGAUACCGUUGAAAUUACGGGAGAAUUUAAUUUCAAUUCUUAUAAUGGAAGAAACUUUACUGACUUUUUAGAAAAAAGAUUACUUACAAACAGUCCACACCAAGUCGCUACGGGAAUGUACUUUUUCGAACAUUUAGAAAGUCAAAAUUUCACCACUCCAUCUAUAAAUAACAUAAAAAUAGACGAAAUGGUUUUUGAUAUAGACACUCAGGAAAUUUUUGGAUCUAAACAAUUCAAACAACCCCUAGCUAUACACGGUAAUGUAACUAUCGAUUUCGUUAACGGUGUUAAUCUUUCCUACGAAUUCGCAAAUUCUAUACCUCUGGAGGGACAAGCCGAGCUAAUUGGCAAUGUCUUUGCGCGGAAACCUGUUGUUAUCAAUGGUUCGAUAAAUACCAAUUCAAUAAACGGUAUCCAAAUUAGCACGAUUAAAGGUAUAUUAACAUCUAACACCACAAAAACCGAAAGCGAGAAAAUCUUCCUUCUGAAGCAGCAAAUAAUUAAAAAAAUCCAACGCAGCCUUCCUCUAAUAGAAAGUUUGCCAACGGUAUUUAUGUAUCUGGAGAAAUCAGAUGAGCUUCAAGUAACAGUUCCUAAUGCUCUCAGUGCCUCAACAAUAGAAUCCAACGGCUUCGUUUUGAUACAAGUCAAUGGUCAGGAAUCGGGAAGAUACUGUGGAUUGCCCAAUCACUGCUCUUGUCCUGUACAAUACACAAUCGAAAUAACCCCUCAUAAUUCCGUUUCGGUACUACCAAAUAAGGGAUUUCAAAGAAUUUUCAGCUACAACGACGAAUCCGUUUUUGUUAACUUCAUUACUAAUAGCAUUAGUACGAGUUCAGAAUGCAGGACUAAUCGUUCGAAAGUAUUCAAUGAAGUAUCUAUGUUAACGUGGAAUACGAAAACUCAAGGAAACGAAAUGGGUCAAUUCUUCCAUUACGAUAAGUUCUUAUCCGGUUAUAUUAGCAAAGUGGUAUUCUUUACAAGCGAUGAAGAAACGUACGCUGUGAUAGGAAGGUAUUAUGAUCCCGUCGCUGACACGUACAACUUAAAUUGUAGCGUCCUAAAGUUUAGUAAAAAUAAGACUCGCAUGGAUGAAAUUCAAGUGAUACCCACCAAAGGAUUACAGGAGGUUUAUGUAUUCCAAACAGCCCAGGGAGUUGUACUAGUGCUUGGAAGUAAAACGCCUUUCGACGUCCAUCACAAAGAGGAAGAAACACAAAUAUACAGAUUCAAUAAUAUAAAAGGAAAGUUUGAUUAUUUGCGCACUGUUCCUUCGUUUGGUUGUUCAAAUGCUGUUGGAAUUACACAAGGAUCCGAUAGUUUGAUAGCUUUAACUCACAGAGAAGCACCUGUACAAGUUCUCAAAUACGAUCCAGUAUUUGAUACCUACUAUUAUUACCAAACAAUUGACUUAGGUGAACUUGUCGUUGGAAUUUCUUCAUUUUAUGUAGGAGGUUUUGGAAUAAGUGAUGUCUAUUUAUGUUUAGUAACGUCCCAUGAAAAUUAUUAUAUUUACACUUACCGAUUUUUGGAAGGACUCGUUUUAAAAUCCAAAGGAAACCUAGAAGGAUUACAGGAUUUCGUUCCCUUCGAACACAACAACCAAUCUUAUUUGUUUGUUCCUUCUACGAAUUACAGUUCCUUAUUAACAGUCGUAACAAAUGGUGCUCGUUGAAAUUAUUUAUUAUAUUUAAACAUUGUUUUAUUAGAUAUAUUCGAAUUUUAAAAUUGUU